AUGGCCGAAGCAAGUGGAUCCUGCUUGUGCGGCGGUGUCACCUUUGAUGUCUCCGGUUCGCCUGAUGCCGUGAUCCAGUGCUACUGUGAGCAUUGUCAGAAGAAUGCCGGUGGCCCUUUUCAAAUUGUGGCCAAGUACGACAAAGGGCUGGUGGACGUCAGGACUGGCGAGGACCUGCUCACGCACUUCGUGCUCACCGACACGCAAAGCGGGUACCCGAAACACAAGGUCUUUUGUCGCACCUGCGGGUGCACCAUGUGGACGAUUCCCAUGAGGCAUGGCGACCAGUUUCGCAUCGUGCGUGUUUCGUUGAUUCAGGACGGACUGGCGCGGUACAAGCCGAAUAAAGUCAUGUUCGAGGAGCGCAAGAUUGCGGAUUAA
Cladophialophora immunda is the source of this 381-nucleotide messenger RNA. RefSeq lists its product as uncharacterized. The record is from RefSeq and is a predicted model, not a curated record. Bases 1 to 381 code for a protein of 126 amino acids. Gene Ontology annotation, molecular function: carbon-sulfur lyase activity. The transcript is spliced from 3 exons. Lineage: Eukaryota; Fungi; Ascomycota; Eurotiomycetes; Chaetothyriales; Herpotrichiellaceae.